Messenger RNA from Amphimedon queenslandica, 9596 nucleotides. Its product is annotated as hemicentin-1-like. Gene Ontology annotation, molecular function: G protein-coupled receptor activity. Bases 59 to 9307 code for a protein of 3082 amino acids. Gene Ontology annotation, biological process: G protein-coupled receptor signaling pathway; homophilic cell-cell adhesion; cell surface receptor signaling pathway. The transcript is spliced from 34 exons. Gene Ontology annotation, cellular component: plasma membrane. The record is from RefSeq and is a predicted model, not a curated record. Lineage: Eukaryota; Metazoa; Porifera; Demospongiae; Haplosclerida; Niphatidae.
AAGCUAAAGCACUAAUAGUAAAAGCACGUCUUGUAUCUGACAAAGAAAGCUCUGCCUUAUGGCCAUGGCUUGCUUGUACCUUGUGGCCGGGGUUGCGUUCUUACUAGCAGGAAGGACAAUAGCAGUUGCUCCUGUAGUGGCGCCUCUAGAUGGCAGUCAGCAAGUGGCUGUCAGCCCAGAGCCUCAUAAUCUUACCUUUGUCGUUGCUCCUCCCGUAUUCCCUUCAAACAUCUCCUGGACAUAUCACAAUGGCCUGAAUACCGAAAUCAUAGACGAGAAUACUAAUCCUUUUCUCUCUUUCUCUCCUAGCAGACUGACCCUAACUCUCAGCCUCCCUUUGUCACAGAAUGAAGGAACUUAUACUCUUACUGCUACCAAUGAAGACGGGUCUUCUUCUGCCUUUAUCACACUGGACAUAAAAAGUCGUCCUGCUUUUAUAACUCUUCCAUCAUCUCAGAAUAAACACGAAAGAGAGAACGUCACGUUCCCUUGUUUCGCGACUGGAGACCCAACCCCUUCCAUCGAAUGGAUCUUCAACGAUACGUUCGUCAUAAACUCGUCAAAUGAGAAAUACCAGAUUGGCCUCUUUGGUGAAUCUAAUUUCGGGUCUUUGACUGUCCAGGACUUAGAGUUUCCAAACACAGGCGUCUACAUAUGUCGGGCUUCUAAUCAGUUUGGGUCACUUAAUGCCACUGCCGUUGAUCUAGGAGUGCAGGUUUUACCUUCGGUCACUUCACAACCGUCCGAUAUUGCUCCUGUCGCUGGAGGCGUGGCCUACCUUAGAUGCAGCGUGAGGGGUUUUCCCCCAGUAAACGUCUAUUGGACUAAGAACAUUACCAAUGUGACGGAGUUGGACUCAGUUGUUCGAUACACCACUAACUCAGUUUAUGAUCACAGCAGCCUCACCACUCAUAGUACACUGACACUCAAUGGUUCUGUAUUGUCUACUGAUGGUAACUACACUUGUACUGCAACUAACAACCUUAAAAGCUUUGAAUCAGCUACAUCAAUGGAGGCUGAAGUGAUUGUACAAUAUCCACCUGCUACUAGUGUAUCAGACAGUACAGUGAGGGUCAAUCAGUCUUUCUCAACAACCUUCAAUUGCUCUUCGUUUGGAAUUCCACCUCCUUCCCUGUUCUGGUAUUUCAAUGGCAGUAAUCUUGAGUCUGGGGGCAAUGUCGUUGUAACCAGGACCAGUUUUGUAAACGAGUCUGACCUGUAUAUUCGUAGCAUUGAAUUAGCUAUUGUUAAUGCGGAUAGAGCAGCUCGUGAAGGAAGCUAUACUUGUGUUGCUGUUAACAAUGUUAAUAACUUGAUCUCUUCUCCUGAAAAUGUUACCACUCAAGUGUUUGUGCAAGUUCCACCACGGUUGGUUCUACCUAAUGGACCUUCAGUUCUCGGUGUAGUUGGUUCCUCGGUUACCCUAAGGUUUCAAGUAGAAGAUGCUUCCCCAGACGUACUACCAGAGAGAACCUUCUGGUCCUUUCAAGGCACUCCCCUAUCCUCAAACCUGUCAGACAGGUUUGCCUACUCAAUGGAUAGACGCAGCUUAGCUAUUAAUGAUCUGACUCAUCAAGAUGAAGGGCUCUACUCAGUGAUGGUCGUUAACGAAGCAGGGACAGACUCUAGCGAAAUAAACCUUCACAUAGAAGCUGCUCCUGUCCUGGUUUCUCCAUUUUUAACGGACUCUAUUGUUCUUCAAGGUAACAGUACUGAGCUUCGUUGUAGCAUCACCUCAGAACCCCAGCCCAGCGUCCAAUGGCUUUUUAACUCCAACCCUCUCAACCUCUCCAUCUCUAGACUCAGUGUAGGGUUUUUCAAUGGCUCCGAAGUGAGAGAGUAUUUCAGUGUAUUGAGUAUCAGUGAAGCAACGAUGGGGGACACUGGUGACUAUACUUGCCUUGUAACUAAUGUACACGGAACUGUGAACAACACUGCACAUGUAGAAGUACAAAUCCCUCCUAUAAUAACACAGGGUCCUAAUGACACUCUCAGUAUCAGAGGUUUCUCUGUCUCUCUCUCUUGCCAAACCUUUGGUUCGCCUACUCCAAACAUCACUUGGUUAAAAGGAAGCAUGGCAGUAAGCUCCUCUCCUUCUAUUAGCAUUACCUCCAUAAGGAACGGCUUUACAAGAGAGAGUGUUUUGACUUUUCUUAAUUUGUCUUUCUCUGAUGCUGAGGAUUAUACUUGUCUUGCUCAGAAUGAUCUUGUUACGCUUACCUCCGGCAACUCUACCCCAGCUCAGCUUAUCGUCAAUCAGCCUCCGUUAUUAGCCAGCAGUACAGAUGAGUUCAGUAUAUUCAACCAGUCCCAAACCGUCAACAUUUCUUGUCACUUCCUUGGCCUCCCUCCUCCCUCAAUCUCAUGGUCUAGAUCAGAUUCCGCCGACCUCUCAGACUCUGUCAAAUUCACCACCUUUAUCAGUUCCAGUGAGCCUCCAGAGGGCGGAGUCAUUAGUUCCUCUACGCUACAAGUGACGGAUGUGGGUGAGAGUGACACCGGUAACUAUACAUGUACAGCGGCUAAUAGGGCGACCGGUCCAAUGGAACCGCUCAACAUAACCAGUCACUCACUCCGUGUACUAGUCCAAACAUCUCCUCUGGUCAAUCGGGUCUCGGCUCAAACCGAAAUUGGAGUCCUCACUAGAAACAUUACCCUUGUCUUCUCCGUGUCACGUGACGUCCCGGCCGUCGUUCCGAUUGACAUCAAAUGGUUCCUCAAUGGUACUGAGAUUCUCUCAGACGAUAGGCACAUGUUUUCCGACUCGAGAGAAUCUCUGAGUAUUUAUAAUCUGACGCUGCCCUUCGAUGAAGGGGAGUAUAGUGUGGUCGCUAGUAAUAUUAUUGGGAAUGGAACCGAGUCUUUGUUUUUGGAUGUGGAAAUUGCUCCCAUCAUCACUAGUAACUCUGGUAGAGUCAAUACGAUUGAAGGCAACAACGCUACAUUCCAUUGUCUUGGCGUAUCUGAGCCAGUUCAUUUCACCAGCUGGAGAUUCAAUGGAACUGACAUAUCCCCAGACUCCAUUAAAUACAGUAUUAUUGGUAACAAUACUUCAAACAGUACACUGAUAGUUCAUAACGUUAGUCUCACUGACCAAGGACUUUAUGCUUGUCAUGCUGAUAACGUGCAUGGGGUUGAUUCGGCUGUAUCUGUCCUGUUUGUUCAAGUUCCUCCAUAUAUUUCUAGUCCUCCUUCCUCUUCUACUGUCCUUGUCAAUACUUCUGCUGCCUUCCGUUGCUGCUCAGGAGGAAUACCACUACCAUCCAUACAGUGGCUGAAGAAUGGCACAAUCAUAGAUGAAGCUAACAGAACAAGCUUUACAAUUCAAGAGUCAACUUAUGAAAACUGCAGUGUCCUUAAUAUUGCUAACCCAGUCUUCAGUGAUAGAGGAGAAUAUGCUUGUGUCAGUAGAAACCAGUUAGCUGAGGAGUUAAUGGCUAUAAGUGAUCCUGUUGAAUUGAUUGUCCAAUAUCCACCACAAGUCUUCCGCCUAUCACAGGCUACAUACACAAGGAAUGAAUCAGACUCCUUUACUAUUGAAUGCACUAGUUUUGGUGUUCCCCUACCCACCCUCUACUGGGUGCCGGGGCCACUCAAUAUCACUAAUAGGAUUGGCGAUGGUGACCUAUUCCUUACAAAUGGAGAGUUAGCUUCAUUCUUAAGUUCAAUAUCAGGUCAUACUAAUAGAUUAGUGAAUCUGACUGAUCAGUGCCCUAUGAAUAGAGGCCCAUCAGUUUGUAGAGGCAAUGUUGAAUCUAGUAAUGAUACUAAUGUUGAGUGUGAUAGGAUUAAUGGUUCCCUGUGUCCAGUGUCUUGUGGUAUUGAUAUUACUAGUUAUAAUGAGACUAGGGAUGAUGGUAGGCCCGUCUCUGUCUCCAGGUUGACUUUAUGCUCUUUGUUAAAGUCUGAAGAGUUGUCUUAUACUUGUGUUGCUGUUAAUAAUGUAACUAAUGACAUUGGAACGCCUGAGGCUGUAUCUGCUAAUCUUGUUGUUCAAGUUGAACCGUAUGUCUUCUCCAGUCAAACUGAUACUCAGAUUGCGUUUAGAGGUCACAGCACAACUCUAGACUUUAACAUUUCCUUAGCAUCGCCUGACGUGCCCCCCGAGGGCAUUACCUGGUCUUUCACACACCGGUUCCUGGACAUAUCAGAAAUUAUCACAGGGUCUGGGGAUCACUACGAAUUUUCGGAGAGUCAUAGGUCCCUAACUUUAUUCAAUCUCACUACUAAUGAUACUGGCUAUUAUGAACUCACUGCUACAAAUCCUGCUGGAACCGACAGACAUACUAUAGAGCUCUCUGUGCAGGCCCUACCUGAAAUAAUCCGUUCCACUCGAAGUCCUGUAAUUACAGUCACAGACUCUGUUGUACCCUUGGAUUGCUUUGCUGAUGGAUCUCCUCUUCAAAAUGUCUCCUGGACAUUCACAAAUGCCAGUGGAGUCCUUCUAUUUGAGAUAAGGUUUGUCAUCGAUAACGAUACAGCUAGAACCGGCUAUACAGAGUACCUCCCUCUCGUCGAGGGUAUUACCAGGACAUAUAUAAUGGAGAGGUUUAGUAUAUCUGAUAACACAGUUCCUUCUGCAAUGGAGUAUGGUAGAUUGAGUAUAAGAGAUAUCAAUGCGUUUGAUGCUGGAGUAUACACCUGCACUUUGACUAAUGAGUAUAACUUGAUGGAGCCUGAUACCUAUUCUGUUCAAGUCCAAGUACAACUAUAUCCCAGUAUAUCAACUCACCCACAGUCCACCCAGUGUACCAGUGGUGACUCCUGUUCCCUCAAUUGUACUGUAACCGGUGUACCGGCUCCAAACAUCACCUGGUAUCACGAUGGUACACUGGUAGAUGACCACUCAAUUCAAUUCACUUAUACGUACAAUCAAACGACAUCAGUACUGAACAUUGCUAGUGUUAAUUAUUUAACAAACUCUGGUAGAUAUCACUGUGUCGGUAAUAACACACUUUAUAGUCCUGGCUCUGCUGAGUCUAAUGAAGCAAUGUUGACUGUACUAUAUCCUUCCAAAGUCUUAUCACUCCCCAGUCACACUAUCAUAAACGAGACCUUUACUGCUACACUUACAUGUAUAGUCACCGGUAACCCACGUCCCACCGUCACAUGGUCUAUUGGUUCACGGGCACUGGCCAGCAGUAAUAACGGCAAAUAUGUCAUAACUACUAAUAAUUCAAUGGGCGGGCUGCUUUUUAAUGUGACCAGUGUGUUGAAUAUUAGUAAUGUUAAUAAAAGUGACGAGGCAGUGUAUACUUGUUCAUCGGAAAAUGAAGUCCGUAACAAUAUUGGUGUGAAUAGAAUUGCUAUCAGUAGACUCACUAUACAAGUUCCUCCGACUGUCGUUGGCAUGAACAAAGAGUCAGUAGAAAAAGGUUCCGAAAUAAUAAUAUCAUUUAAUAUAACGCGAGCCUCUCCUCCUGUCUCCCUUGAUGACAUCAUCUGGUCCUUUACUAGUAUCAAUGACGUACAAUCAAGGCCAAUGAUUCUAAACGUAACAUGUGCCGAAAUGGAAAAUGCAACCUGUGUGGAUUCUCAGCGUUAUCAGAGAUACAAUUUCACUUUUGAUCAUAAUCUAACGACUCUGACGAUACAAGAUGCUCAAGUUGAAGAUUAUGGCACGUUUGCACUUAGUGUGUCCAAUCCAGCUGGUAUGAGUAGUGAUAGUCAUUUAUUAAAAGUUAUUGUUCCAGCCCUUCUGGGCAAUAGUACUGGUAUGAUUUUUAAUAAAACAAAAACUCAAUUAGAUGAAGUCAUCAACAUUACAAUGAGUUGUACGGCUGACGGCAUCCCCAAGCCUGGUAUCAUUUGGUUUUACAAUGAUGCUAUUUUGAACUUUAAACCGCGCGUGGCAUUCGUUCCACAGGACUUGAACGAGACAAUAAGACCUGAUGUCAUACAUCCGAAUGGUACUGCUGUGAUCAGUAUACUCACUAUUACCAAUGCUAAUGCGAGAGAUGACAGCGGACUGUAUGCUUGUCAAGCAGAGAACAUUGGAGGGCGUUCUCUACUUGAUCCACCCAAUAAUCUCAUCAUUAAUGUCCCUGUUGAAAAUUACUGCGAGUCCUCCCCGUGUCAAAAUGGCGGAACAUGUAACAACCUUGAGAGAGGGUUUUAUUGUAUAUGUGGACGUGUCGGUCAAGCAGUCUACAGCGGUGAUACUUGUGAAAUAAGAACUGAAUCUGAAAUUGCUCCAAGAUUCCUAAGUGUAACGUCAGUGGACAUAUUUGUAGCUCUUUUUAAACCAGUGACCCUCCGUUGCUCUGCUGAGGGUCUUCCAAAUCCUUCCAUCCGAUGGUACAGGGAUGGUGUAUUUGUCGAGGGCUCCCUUGGUCCAUCUCCUAAUGAGUACGUUAUACAAGAAAUAAGGCUUGAAGACAGAGGCAACUACCAUUGUGUAGCAAGCAAUGCUGUUGGUGUUGUAGCCAGUGAAACUGUACUGGUUAAUAUAAAUGAUGUGAUUGAGUAUAUUGCUAAUCUAACAGUUCAAGUUUCAAGCUUAAGAGAAGGGGUUAACAUAACUUCUGCUGCUGAUACCAUUGUCAAUACAAUAAACAGUGGUAUUGCUGGUGAAGAAAUUGGUUCUAAUUCAACCUUCUUCUUUAUAGUCAGGAAUGGCAUUCCUUUAAAUAGAACCACUAAUAUUACAGUGCCCAUCAAGAUAACUAUUAGACUUCAAGAGGACACUCCAAAUGAUAUCCUCCGACGGAACGUUGAAGACCGUGUGAGUAAGUUUGGACAUCAUUUGGAGAUCAGCGAUAAUCAGGGAGUAAGAAGAUUCAAUUAUUGUCCCCCUGACAAUACUGAUAUUCCUUCUCCUGAUGGUGACCCAGCUCUUAGGCUCAUAAUAGAAUGGCCUGAGAUAUUGUUUGGUAGAGUUCAAAACGUCAGCUGUCCUUGUGAUUUCCAGCUGUCGUCUACAGUCCUUCUUGCUACGAGAAAUUGCGGAGGGAAUUUAAUAACAGGUGCUGCUUGGGAGAGGCCAAAUAUUCAACCUUGCAAUUUCUCUGUGACUACAAGACAGUUGUGUAGACUAGCUAAUCUAUCUUCUUCCGAAUUACUAAACGGUCUUGAUAAUAUUACGGGCAAUAUUGAUAAGAUUGAUUCUGCUGGUGUCACAGUUUCUGCCACUGCCAUUAAUUCUGUUGUAGACGAUGUCAUCAGUAAUGAUACACUUGUUAAUACUACCAUGAAUGUAUUUAAUAACAUCCAAGGAGUUAGUCGACAGGAGCUUGUUAUAGCUCAGAGGACAAGCGAUUCGUCCGAAAAAAUGUUAAGGUCAUUAUUUAACAUUACAAACACUCUUCCAGCAAAUACGACGAUUCUUCGAGACAGGAUGGCCAUCAUGACAGGCAGCUUUCUUAACUCCUCCAUCUCUUCCAGCCACAACUCAACGUCAAACGCUACUGUCAUGUUACCAGAUGGGUUUCUUAGAGAUAAUCGUGACAAUCCGUUUGUUUUUUCGGUUUUCACGAGUGAUAGUUUGUUUAUUCCAAAUGAAGAUGACGGGAGUACUGUUGGUACACCUGUACUUGACUUUACUUUACCUGAUCAAGAUGUGUCUAAUUUAGCAGAACCCAUACAAUUGAUGUUUCCUAAUUUCACUCCACCUGCUGAUGGGAGCCGUAUUCCUGUGUGUCGGUUCUGGGACACAGAAAAUAAUGAGUGGUCUAGUGAUGGUUGUUCGCUAGUAGGAGGGAAUAUCUGCAGCUGCGACCACUUGACUAGCUUUGCAAUAUUGCUGGAUGUUGCUGCCGAAGAACCGCCCACAGCUGCAGAGGCUGAAGUAUUUCAGUACUUAACAUACAUUGGCCUCACUGUAUCUAUUAUAUGUCUCAUAGUGACUCUUAUAACUUACCUAGGAACUCCGAAGCUACGUAACUCGGAAGCCAGUCAACUCCUCAUUCACCUCUCAUUUGCUCUCCUUGGCUUAUACUUCACAUUCAUUAUAGCAGCUCAAGGGGACAGACUAACGAAACCAGUCUGUGGGAUCAUUGGCGCGCUAGUUCAUUACUUCUUUCUCGCCGUUUUCUUUAUAAUGGCGGCAGAGUCGGUUGACCUGUUUAUAAAACUCGUUAUAGUCCUGGGUCCAAAGAUACAGAGAUUCAUACUAAAGACUGCAAUUAUCGGCUGGAUUGCUCCACUCUUUGUUGUUCUAUUUUGUUUUGUCCCAGAUUCCGAUCACUACAUUCAUCCUCACUAUUGUGGCCCCUCGGGGUUCCCGCUCUACAUUGGUAUCCUCCUUCCUUUCUCUGUCAUCUACAUAUUCAACUACACUAUAUUCUUUAUCAUCAUGAUCAGUCUCAUCAAAAAGAGCGCCAGCUCCAAAUUCAGUGAAGCCAAGAAAAAGAACCGUAAAGCUGAAAUCAAAAAGCAAUGCCGUGUAGCUUUCACCGUCUCGGUCCUUUUUGGUUUAGGUUGGGGUUUUGGCGUCCUUGCUUCGUCAGCCAUUGGCUCUACGCCAGUCAGAAUCAUUUUUAAUUCCAUCUUCACGAUAUUUACCGUGUUCCAAGGGUUCUUUAUUUUCCUACUCUACGUUGUACUCUCUCCCAAUGCUCGUAACAUAUGGAAGAGAUGGAUAUUAAGAAAAGAAGCUACUAAAUCCACAGAGGCCUCUUCAUCAGUCGGACCUUCGACCUCUCGUACGACACAGAAAACAAACGCAUCAAAUAAUUACGGUAGAAAAGCAGGUGGAAUCGGAGGAGGUAAGGGAACACUGUACAGGAAUGUGUACAGUGCCGCUAAGGGAAAGUCCAGCUCACCUUACAUUACCAAAGAUCUUAUUUCCAGUGAAUUUGCUUCUAGUCAGCCUGUCGUUGAAGAGCUGAAGGAGAGACUAAGAUUCCGUUCGAUUGAUGACGAAGAUGAAGACAGGACCUUUAUGAAUCCGCUUGAUGAUUUAGGAGACGUGAUGUCACUUGUUUCCGAUACUCAGUCGCUACACGAGACGACUUUCUCGUUCCCUAAUCCAAACCCACCCUCCUCACAGUCGCAAGAAGAGGACGAUGAAGAGAGAGAUGAUUUGGGAGACAUUGAAGAAGGUCCCGGGAAAUGCUCGACUUUUAAGAACCCUCUCCGACAGAGCCUCCACAGGACUACCUCUCGCUCUUCAAGACCUCCAGACGAGACCGAGCUUCUUUCACAAAGUACUAGUACGGAUGAGCCCGCCCAAACUGUGACGCUUGAUCUUAACGCUAUAAAUGGUUUUACACUUUCGAAUGGAUCUUCGAGCCUCUCUCAAUCUCAAGGACUCUCUGGUCAUGAUGGGUCUCUUUUGAUCAGAGAUGAGCAAGUAUCAGAACUUUGAAUGAGCACAGUAACUAAUUACAAUGAAGGAACAUGCAAAUUUACAUAUUAUUAUUAUUAUUAGUAAAACAAAAUAUUUUUAUGUGUAAAUCCCUCAUUAUGUUUUUCACUAUUUUUGUACUUUCUUUCCCUUUUUCUCAGAUUUUUAUUACUAAUAAUAAUCAUGCACACGAAAAUGUCCCUCUUCGGGAUAAAUUAUCAUUAUUAUUACAAGAAAAUUAUUGUUGUUUUUAUGUUUAUGUUUACUUAAAUAUUUAGUUAAUUUUUGAAAGCUUUAGAUGAGCAAUAAA